AUGAUACCUUUCAUCAGCAGGGAACUUUCUGUGGACGUUCUUAUCUUUCAUGACUUUACCCUUCCUGCAAAUCUUUCUUCUCUCUCUUUCUCUCUCUUUCUCUCUCUUUCUCUCUCUCUCCUUCUUUCUUUUUCUUUCUCUCUCUCUCUUUCUUUCUUUCUUUUUCUCUCUCUCUCUCUCUUUCUUUCUUUUUCUCUCUCUCUCUCUCUUUCUUUUUUUUUCUUUCUUUUUCUUUCUUUCUUUCUUUUUCUCUCUCUCUCUCUCUUUUUUUUUUUCUCUCUCUCUCUCUCUUUUCUCUUUCUCUCUCUCUCUCUCUCUCUUCUCUUUUUUCUCUCUCUCUCUCUCUUUUUUUUUCUCUCUCUUUCUUUUUUUUUCUCUCUCUUUCUUUUUUUUCUCUCUCUCUCUCUCUUUUUUUUCUCUCUCUCUCUCUCUUUCUUUUCUCUCUCUCUCUCUCUUUCUUUUCUCUCUCUCUCUCUUUUCUCUCUCUCUUUCUUUUUUCUCUCUCUCUCUCUCACUCUCACACACACACACACACACACACACACACAUAUCACAAGAUGCCAAUCCUAUCUUGUGCAGAUCGAAGAAUCGACCCUCCUUCUGGUGAUUGUAAUAAGUAUUACUGUCAUAAUUGUCCUUUCAGUGUCUAUUUUCAUCAUCCAGUAUUUUUUUAUUCGUCCAAAAAAAAACCGGAUUUUGAUUAGCCUGAAGCAGAUCGUCCAAGAAGAGGAAAAGUUCACGCCAAAAUUAAACUGA
This is a messenger RNA of Acanthosepion pharaonis, 756 nucleotides long. The record is from the annotation of a GenBank genome assembly. Lineage: Eukaryota; Metazoa; Mollusca; Cephalopoda; Sepiida; Sepiidae.